AAUGGCACAUCUCGGCACACCCCUUAGAGCAAAGCUCCAAGAGUACAAGUGAGACGUUUUGUAAUGCAAUUCAUUGUUUCUCAGACCAGAAUGCGUAAUGCAAAUAAGCCAAGGAAUGGUUUCUAACUAGAAAUCCAUGUCUUCUUAACAACACACACACACACACACACACACACACACACACACACACACACACACACACACGUCAAUAAAACACUUGGGUAGGCAACAAUCCAGCAUCAUCUGUAACCGCGCAGGCUAGUGAAAGUCGCGCGUUGGAGUCCCUGAAGGGGAGGCAGCAGCUCUGAGGACUGACUCUUGUGUGUGAAUAAAGACGGUGGGGUGGAAUUAGCAUGUGUGUCUGCGCCAUCCGGUGGGUGUGGUGCUGAGUCUGAGCUGAGGGUGAACUAGUCGGGCGGCACUGGUGGAGCAAACCUAGGAGUUUUAUACUACAGGCAGCGGGAAAAGGGCAAGACCCACCUAAACCUGCAAGGUACCAGCAUGGCUACAUCUUUGGGAAAGAACGACGUACAGUAUGCAGACUGGAUGGCAAGUUUGCCCAAGACUAUCCAAAGCGUUCCCCUCACCAACCUGGCCAUCCCAGGCUCACAUGAUUCGUUCAGUUUUUACAUUGAUGAGGCAUCUCCUGUCGGGCCAGAACAACCAGAUACUGUCCAAAACUUUGUGUCUGUAUUUGGAACUGUAGCCAAAAAGUUGAUGAGGAAGUGGCUUGCAACACAGACUAUGAACUUUACACAUCAACUGGAAGCUGGAAUACGUUAUUUUGAUCUGAGGAUAUCCACUAAACCUAGAGACCCUGACAAUGAACUCUAUUUUGCACAUGGCUUGUUUAGUGCCAAAGUUAAUGAGGGCCUUGAGGAAAUCAAUGCUUUUCUAAUGAAUCAUGCAAAGGAGGUCGUCUUCUUAGACUUUAAUCAUUUCUAUGGGAUGCAGAAAUCCCACCAUGAGAAACUGAUUCAGAUGCUACGAGAAACGUUUGGGAAUAAGAUGUGCCCUGCUAUAUUUGCUCAUGAAGUGAGCCUUCAGUAUCUUUGGGAAAAGGAGUACCAAGUGUUAGUCUUUUAUCACAGCCCUGUAGCUCUUGAAAUGUCAUUUUUGUGGCCUGGCCAAAUGAUGCCAGCUCCUUGGGCAAACACAACCGACACAGAGAAACUGAUCCAAUUUCUCCAGUCUGCGGUUGCUGAAAAACGGAAGAAGGGUUCUUUUUUUAUAUCGCAGGUGGUGCUGACACCUAAGGCAAGCACAGUGGUAAAAGGAGUUGCCAGUGGGCUUAGAGAAACAAUUACAGAGAGGGCUCUACCUUCAAUGAUGCAUUGGAUCCGAACGCAAAAACCAGGAGAAAGUGGCAUUAACAUCAUCACAGCUGAUUUUGUAGAACUGGGAGAUUUUAUCAGCACUGUUAUAAAACUGAACUAUCUCUUGGAUGAAGAAGAAGACAAUGCAACCUGAUAGCUAGACAUUUAUUAUUUCAAUUAAUUGUAAUUGUAUUAAAUAAAUCUUCCUACUGAAUUCAGACUCUCUGAAGUCUUUAGGGCUAUUAAUGGGUGGGCUGGGGUAUAUGUUGUUGGUGAUCUCAGUCUUAGUCGAUGCUUAAAAUUAUUUUUCAAAAGCAGGAAAGGUGCUGUUUCUAUUUCAUGCAGAAGGGUAAGGAGAUGGCUUUAUGUACCGUAUGUUCUAUUGUGUUGAUGUGCUUUUCUUGCCUUUUGAAUUAGACGUGUCGGUGAUGCUUGCAUGCUGAUAGAUUCAAGCUUAAGACUGAUUCAGCAGUAUGAGUUAGGAAUGCCUCAAACAGUCAUGAAAUCUAUGAUUCGUAAGCACUCAGCUUCAUGAAAUCAGGUAAAAUGGUCUCAGUUUUAAUCAUUGUUCUUUAGGUUGUUAAUUACACAAUAGCUUUUAUCCCUCUUUAUAAUGUCCAUAGGGAGAAUUCGACAGAUUCUCAAAGCUGUAUUCCAGGGUUGUUCCAUCAUAAAUAUUUUCAAUUUAUAAUGCUUUAAGUAAGCAGAUGAUAAAAAGCAAAUUAAUAUCCAUUUUAAAUAGUUUUUGUGCCCAAAUUCCACUAGAUUAAUACCCAAUAAUAUAUAAAACUACCUUUAUAUGAUAUAUGUCAUAGCUAUUGAAGAUUUUGGCAUUUUCACUUGCUUGUUCUUGAUACAUAAUGCAUACAGAUCCCACAAAAAUAUUAAAGGAAAUAUAACUUAAAAUCAGAUAAUGUAACUUUCAUCUAAAAUGUUUUAAAAUACAGUUAGAACUUUUCUUAAGCUUCUACAAAAAAUAUUGCCCAUCCUUUUUGUUUCAGAUGCAUUUAGUUUGUUUUGCAUUUGUUUGUAAAUUAUAUCUAAGUUUCAUUUAUGUUACCUGUACAUUUAGACCAGAAAAACAAACAUUUUCAUAACUUCCCCAGUUGUACUAAAUAACUUCACAUAUGAUUGCAUACAGUCGUAAAUUAAGGGGGAUAAAAAUGCAGUAGUAGUAUCUGCUUGAUGUUACUCUGAGCUUUCCUUAAUUAAAUGGAUGUGAAAUGAAUGCUAUCACACCUUCAGAUUUUGUUCCAAAAAGUUAAUUCCAACUAGUAUGUUUAAAAAGUUUUAAAUGUAAUGUAAAUUGUUGCAUUAAGGUAUAUAUAUGUAUCAAUUGUAGUGUUGUCAGUAUUCAAUUUAUUAACUAAAUCUGUGUCAGGAGAAAAAAGUUAUAGUUGUAAGAAAACUGUGAUUUCCAGUUAUGUAGCUGGUAAUUGUUUAGACAAGUAAUUACACGUUUCACUUUAUUUUAACUUAGGAGAUUCAAAAAAUAUUUAAAAUCCUCAACACUAGUUAUUGGAUCUGAAAGUGAACCAUUUUGCUGAAGUAUUUUAUGUGCAUAGUAUGUGUGUUGAGGUAACAAAGAAAUGUAAAUGUAUUUUAUGAUGUUCAUACAACAAGUGGACUGACCACAUUGUAAGACAGUUAUUUGAACAUCCAGUGGGCUUAUCUGCAUUUUAAAAAGGGGAGCAGCCAAAAUAAAAAGCAAUGUUUCGCAAUAAAAUAAAGUAUUUCUUUUUCUGUGCAAAGAAAAGCAAUUAAAUAUCUGUCCCAGACCUUUACACAUAAAAGUGAUACUGUCUUAAAAAGAGAGUGUAAAGAAAAUUCUGAUAUAUCUUGUACAUCAAUACAUUAUUACAGAAGAUGUGAUCUGUUAAGGAAUAGCAUUUUGGAUUGCAUUAAAUAAAUACUGUUCCAUUUCUGCCAUGCUCUAAAUGUCUACCAGUGCUCAGUAUGCUUGCAGGCUCAUUGAUUCUUUGCUAUAAUUAAUGCAUUUUAUUUAUUUCAGAUCACAGUGGUCAGACUGGUUGCUAUAUUAUCAUACUGGUUAUUUGAGGGCAUUGAAAACUAGUAGUAAAGUGUGUAGUACAAUAUCCUAAUUUGUGAAACUGUACAAUGUUUUUAACUGAAGCCGUUGUGAAGUCCACUGUUGUCUGAAUGUUUUUCCAUGUCAAAAAGUACAAAAACAUUCCUCAAAUGAUAACUUCAGCUUUGCAGAUACGCUACAAAACAAUCUAUCUCGAACUUUUUAAAUCAAUUAUCCCUAUUGAUAAUAUAGUAAGACUACACUUUCCACUAAAAUAACAAACUUUUCUUGUGUGAAACAUGUCAAAUAAAUUGUAUUAUUUGUGUUCUAACCGUGUUGAUUUGUAAUACAAUGAUAGUGUUGUUUAUUCUAUACAUGUUGCUUUACAAAAAAAGUGUUUCCAAGCAAAAGUAUAUGUUUUGUACAACACUGAUGCAUUUUCCCUUGGUUUAAAAAACACAUUGAAAACUAUACUUAAAAAUAAAGACUGCCCAACAAUGCUUA
This is a messenger RNA of Protopterus annectens (West African lungfish), 3849 nucleotides long. RefSeq names its product phosphatidylinositol specific phospholipase C X domain containing 3 (gene PLCXD3). NCBI's taxonomy places the organism in Eukaryota, Metazoa, Chordata, Ceratodontiformes, Protopteridae. The coding region runs from base 502 to 1470 and encodes 322 amino acids. The record is from RefSeq and is a predicted model, not a curated record. Gene Ontology annotation, cellular component: synapse. Gene Ontology annotation, biological process: lipid metabolic process. Gene Ontology annotation, molecular function: phosphoric diester hydrolase activity. The transcript is spliced from 3 exons.